GAUUGCCCCCGAAACUGUGAACGCUGGAAGAAUGGGACGGAAAUAUUUAAAAUGUUUUACGUUUGUUUUACUAGCCUUGGGCUUCUCUACGAUUUGUGCGGCUCAAGAUGGUAUUACCUUGUCAAUCUAUACGGUAACAUCAAAAAGUAUAACGGCACAAUGGACUCCUCAAUCAAUCGCCAGUUCAUACAAGAUCACAGCAACACCAAUAAGUUCAUCAGAACCGCCCGUCUUCACCCUUUUCAGUGAAAAUGUAGUAAUAGGUUCAGUGAUUUCCCUUUCCCCCAACACUGUGUAUAUUGUACGAGUAGAUGCUAUGGAUGACAUGGGUCGUAUCUUGACCAGCGCAGAAAUCGAAGGAACCACUGCCCCCGAUGUUCCGGUUAUCAAUGAGGCGUACUCGGAACAAGGCGACAGCAUCACCGUGGAUUUCAGCCCGAUGUUCGGGGCGAGCGCCUACAUUGUGCGCCUGGAGUCUGAAACAUUGGACUUCUUCUCUGAAAUCCAAGUGUCCGACACCCCAGCAACUUUAAGCAGUCUCCAGCCGUUCACUGAAUACGCGGUCAGUAUCAUGUCUGUCAACGCUGGAGGAAGAAGCCAACCGUCUCUGGUCAAGAUCGUGAAGACAGUGGUGGGCACCCUAGAGCUCAACACAUCCUCUCCCACCAACGACAGCAUUGUCUUAACCUGGGAAAUGGUGGAACACGCAGUGUUGUACACGCUGUCCCUUUCAGAGGAGGGGUCAAGCAUUACGGUCCAGGUGAACACUACGAACACCACGAUGACCUUCACAGAUCUGGAACCUGGCACCACCUAUUGUAUCAGUGCCAAUGCAUGGGGCUCUGAUCAUCUCCCGAGCGGUGAUGCCCACGUCUGUCAGAUUACACGUCCCCCUGUGCCAGAGUUUGUUUACAUAAUGCUGGCAUCGGGACGCUCCGUGGGCGUGGCUGUCUACUGGGACAGCGUGCGCGGAGCAGAGAGCUACUUUGUCGUCAGCUCUACGGGGCAAAAUUGCAGUUCUUUCACCAAUAGCUACUGUGUUAUCUCGCCACUGCUCUGCGGGCAGAACCAUUCAAUCACAGUCACUGCUGAGAACCAGGCUGGUCCAAGUUAUCCCUCUAAUCCAGAGGACUUCCUCACUUUCCCAUGUCCGCCAGAUUCUCUCUGGGCAGAGGAAGCAGUCUCUGAGAACUGCACUAUAAUAUGGAAGGAGGUGUUUUUUGUGGAUUACUACAAGGCAUUUAUGAGGAGCCACAAUGAAAACGAGGAGCUAUGCAACACCACCAGCAAUGCCUGCAGUUUCCACUGCAAGUGUGGAACCACAUUCUUCCUGACCGUUUUUGCAUUUAACUUAGCUGGAGUCAGCCCACCAGGACCAAUAAUCAACUAUACCACCACGCCUUGCUGUCCAGAUAAUGUGUCUGUCUCCCUGAUAUCCACUGAGACCCUCGAAAUCACCUGGGCCCCCAGUCGUGGCGCUGACAUUUAUGAGACCAAGGCAGUCGGCACAUCAGAUCUCAUAAACUGUAAUGACACAGCCCCCAUUUGUGUGCUGUCCGACCUCAGCUGCGACACCAUAUACGAUGUUGUGGUCGUGCCAUGCAGUGAGAUCCGGGGCUGCACCCAUACUUGCAAACCUUACUCUGCAGAGACCGCUCCUUGUUCCCCAGAGAUUCUGAACAUCAUGCAAACCAACGUGUCCUCUGUCAACAUCUCUUGGAGCAUAAGUAACAACGAUGCUAACUAUUUGGUGAAUGUAGUGGGUCAGUCGGACUCCCGCUCCUGUCAGUCAAGUGGAUCAUUUUGUGAAGUCUCUAAUCUCACCUGUGGCUCCGUCUAUGAAAUCACGGCUUUUGCCAAUACGAGCGUUGGACAGAGUUUACCCAGUUACUCUGUAAAUUUGGAAACAGGACCCUGUUGUCCCCAGGGCUUGACCGUAAAACAGGUAACCCGGGCCAUGACAAAUGUCACCUGGCCAGCAGCUACAGGAGCCCGGUCUUACAUUGCGUCACUGAAGUCACCUAGGGGUGAUGCCAAGUGCCACACUAUCAACCCACACUGUCUGAUGGGAUGCAUCACCUGCGGGACAAACUACACCGUGUCCCUGGACGUCAUCAGUAGCACGGGGAAGACGUCCGAGUGCACAUACCAAGGCUUCUCCUCCGGUGAUUGCUGUCCCUCCAACAUCAGGCUGUACAGCAUGGCCAACAACACAAUCCGCGUAUACUGGCACUCCUUUGCAGCUCUCAGCAAUUACACGGCUAUCCUGACUGGCAUGGGCUCCAACUACAGUUGUAGGUCUUAUCCAGGCAGAAAGUCCUGUGAUAUAACCGGAAUUGUAUGCGGUGAGAUGUACACUGUUGUAGUAGCCCCUCUGUCAGCAGAUGGCGCCAAAGUCGAGUUUUGUCCCAGGAGGCGGUAUUCCGUUUCCUGUUACGCAAGUGAUAUGGAAAUGGUAAUGUCCUGGAAGAGGAGGAGAAGUGUGAAUUAGCCGGUGACAUCAUACCUGCCAGACCAGCCACUGGGGAAAAGUUUCUGUCUUGGAAAUCCCUUUCAUUUAAUCAUAAUAACGGUGCAUAGCUUCCCCUACAUGCAAUAUAAAAAUUAUAUUUGAAUUAAUAUUAUUGAACUUGAGAUUUAACUAAAGUUGAAUUCAAUCUUAGCAAAUACAAUAGGCAUUGAUGAUUGUGAGACAUGCGUAUCAUGUGAUUACUGUAAUGGGUGUUAAAGGACAUGUUUGUCGCUGAAAUAUUUCUUUUCCUAUAUAUUCAUAAAACGUUCUAAUGCGAUGGUAGGUAGUGACCCAAACGAUCUAUAAGAAGGAUGAAUUAAAAGAUUCUUGUAACAGUUCGUCAAUUUAAACAUGACAUUUAAACAGGAAUGUCCUACAUAUUAUUCCUUCAAAGACUGAUACCCAAUUAAGCCCCAUACGGGUCGUCUAGCAUAAGAUUAACAAUCGAUUAAUCGAUCUUUUUUAGCUUUAGAAUUGUAAUAUAUUGUGGCGCGAGUACCAGGCACAAAAAUGGCCUUCACGGGCACGUGGCAUUCACUCUACUAACUCACACAGACUGCCCACUACUCACACACCACACCGUGGGCGCACAACACACUAUUAUUUAUAACAAUUAACGCUGAACGCUACACAUAACAUUAACGCAUGGCACAAUAGCGACAGAAUACAUGCUAACUACACAGAGCUAUUUACAUUAUUUACAGUUGGCAUUAGUCCAGCAUGCUGCGUUGCCCCAUGGGUAGCCCUUGCACCACGUUACAUUCCCUUUUGGAUGACAUAUAAGAAAGUGCGACGAAUCUCUCAAUUAAAGUAGGCCUGCGUAUCUGUCCAUCUAUACCUACGAAGGAUGUAUUUCUG
Molecule: messenger RNA, 3370 nt
Organism: Brienomyrus brachyistius
Lineage: Eukaryota; Metazoa; Chordata; Actinopteri; Osteoglossiformes; Mormyridae
Product: fibronectin type III domain-containing protein 7-like
Exons: 14
Coding region: 32-2491 (819 amino acids)
Molecular function (GO): protein binding
Source: RefSeq, a predicted model, not a curated record